CCCUCAUCCUCCAAUGCGGCCCCCCCAAGUGACUCUACCUGCUUCCACCCAUUCUCAUGGGGUCUGAUUACGCUCUUUUUAACGCGUAGAUUCGCGAUGGACCCUGCCUCCUUGAGAAAAAAGCCCCUGGGGCUUGAUGUCCCCCGCAUCGUUGGCAACGAGUCGCCGCCAGCGAUUGCAGCUUUGUUCGUGAUUCACUUUGAUAUUAAAGCUGGAUACGUCGUAACCUGGAAACGUUCAAUUCCCGGUGUCGAAGUCGAAGGAGCCGUCGAGUAUAAGUCGUUACCGUCUGGUUUACACCAUGUUUCGGAAGAUUUAGUCUAUUUUGUUCACGAGGAAUAUGCCGGUAUCAGCGCGUUUAUAAAUUGCCCCGCAGAGGAAGCGGAGCGUAAUGCGAAAAUGUUCGCUGUGGGAGUUCUUGUUCCCUUGAGCUCUGGAAGGCUAGGUAAAAGCUGGCGACAUGCUCCCAAGUUGAAGGAUUUAGCCCUGCAGUACUCAGAAGAUGUAUCUAACAUGCGGCUAUUAUCCGAAUACUGGGACACCUACGAACUCUCUGCAAACGACGUGUCAGCUGUACCGCCUGAUUCCCCUCUUGAAUCCCCUCUCAGUCUCCGGCUAAGAGCCCACGGAGACCGCCCAGAUGCUUCGCACAGGAAUCGCGUCUUUAGCGAUGCGAUCGUGCUGGAAACGCCCAGGCCGGCCCUGACACCUUUCCACCCAGCUUCGUCCCUUCCUGAUUUCUUGGACACCUUUGGUCCUCUUCUAUUUCCUUUGUACAGAGCCGCAUUACUGCGCAAAAGGGUCCUUCUCAUGGCUGAAGCCCCGGUGCACGCGCCUUGUAACUAUGUAUACGACUUGUCCUUGCUGGCUUCAUUACCUAAUUCUCUUCUCCCUUUGCUCCCUCUCGAGGGGCUACCCUCUCUGCGCCCACGUCCGCUGUUCAACGUUGGUGUUUAUGACAUCCCAUACCUUUCUUCCUUCGUCGGGGCUUCGCCCAAUUCCGAACCUGACUGCGCCUGGAUUGCUUGCAGUACGGACAGUGUCCUGAGCAUGAAAUCCGAGCUUUUCGAUGUCCUUGUCACUCUCCCCCCUUCUCAUUCCAAAGAGGCUGCAGAGAAAGUGUACCCAACAGUCUCUUUUUUCACUCCAUCCCCACAAAAGAAAACGCCCCAAGCAACGGAGCUGAAAGCCACACAGCGGGAUGUACGGCGUUACAAGACCCUACGCAAGGCAUUGCGCCAUAUAUUCCGGAACGAGGACACCCAAUCGAACAACGACGACAACUCCGAUGCGGAAUCAACCUUCUCCUCUAGCCCUAUUGUCGAACCCCUCUCGUGGACCCGACUCGCAUACACCUCGUUCAUCUGGUGGGCCUCCGCCGGUGAAAAGCGCGACGGGUUCUCGGAGGAGGAGGAAGAAGAACAUCAAAUUGAGCAGGACGCGCGACUCCUUGCUAGUGUCGAGAGUCUGCCAAGCCUGCCUUCAAGCUCAGUCCGCCAGCGAAGCAUUCAAGCCAUGGAAACCCCAAAACAGCCACCGGAAGUUGCCCUAGUAGCUUACUUCCGACAACUGACCACUGACAUUUUCAUCACCUUAUCGGACGUGAUUGCCCGUCACGACAGCCAAAACGGCGAAGACCCCAACAAUGGCGUCUCGACCCCCUACGAUGACGACGAUGAUGGUGACAACGCCACAAACAACGGUCUAGAGAGCGAUGACGACGACAACGACGACGAAGCACUUAUCGGACCGGCUGCUGGGGAAGACGAAUCAACCUCUCCACUGUUAGGGCCACGGCCACAGACCGCAAACCAAGACACAGAAAGGGGCCCCGUUACCGUGAGCACGGAGGAUAUGGUAGAGAUGGGUCUUGACGUCUGGAGUCCCGCUGACCGUAUCUUUGUGGAGGAAUUGGUUCUUCUGUGGUGGGGACGGACGGCUUAUGUUGAUAGCGCGAGGAUUAGAUGUUGUGGGAUUUCGAUUAUCUGAUAUGAUGUGAUAGGAAGGGGUUUUGUUCUAAUAACAAUGGGAUAUAUACUUGUGUUUACAACAAGUCUUGAGUGUUUCAUCUAUAUGACUGGGUUCGAUUUAGCCUUUAUUUUAUGUAUUUGAAAGGAUAUAACAAAUCCAGGGCAUCUGCG
Molecule: messenger RNA, 2141 nt
Organism: Aspergillus ochraceoroseus IBT 24754
Lineage: Eukaryota; Fungi; Ascomycota; Eurotiomycetes; Eurotiales; Aspergillaceae
Exons: 6
Coding region: 97-1989 (630 amino acids)
Cellular component (GO): lipid droplet
Source: RefSeq, a predicted model, not a curated record